AAGAACAAAAGGAACGUCAUUAAAAGGCAGAAAAAUGGGAAAGUUACUAUUUAACUUCUUGCUAUUGACUUUAGCAAUAUACCCAACCUUGGCAGUACCUUCUACUCUAGCACAAUUCAUACGUUCGAGUAAUGAAACUGCCGAAUUAUUUUUAAAAUUAAUAUCAGAACCACAGAUCUUGGACCGCGAAUGGAGUAUAUUUUACAAGUUUGAAGGAAUUCCUAUGCGAAAAGGAGAUAAACCGUUAGUUGAGUUUAGUUGGAGUAAUUGUGCACCAUCUGCUCCUGUUCGCAUCAAAUCUUUGCAUAUUACUCCAGAUCCCAUCAAUUUUCCGGGUGAUAUAACUUUCGACUUUGAUAUUGUUCUUAAAACGGAAAUAGCUGCACCGUUCAAGCUCGACGUCGACAUGAAGAAGAAAGUGCAUUCCGUUUGGGUUGAAGUGCCUUGCAAAGACCAUAUCGGUACCUGUAAUUUUCCGGAUAUUUGCGUUAUUUUGGAUAUAUUUUCAUCUAUUGGAUGUCCAUUUAAGGCGGACGAGUACAAGUUAAAUUCUACGACUAUAAAAUUACCUGAAAUUCAUUUACCUGAUUCUAUCAGCACUGGUGAUUAUAAAGUUAGAAUCAAUGGAAGUCAUGACGAAAAAACAUUAUUUUGCUACGAUUUUAAGUUUUCAUUGCACGUAAAUUAAUACUUUAUUAAUCUGACAAUUUAUAUGAAUACAAGUAAACCCCCUAUAACACUGUAGAUAAUUCCGUGUUAUAUG
Molecule: messenger RNA, 763 nt
Organism: Centruroides sculpturatus (bark scorpion)
Lineage: Eukaryota; Metazoa; Arthropoda; Arachnida; Scorpiones; Buthidae
Product: ganglioside GM2 activator-like
Exons: 4
Coding region: 35-688 (217 amino acids)
Biological process (GO): lipid transport; ganglioside catabolic process
Cellular component (GO): cytoplasmic side of plasma membrane
Molecular function (GO): enzyme activator activity; lipid carrier activity
Source: RefSeq, a predicted model, not a curated record